AUGAUGCAUACGUUGACCUCGUUUGGUUCGCUGAAACGACGAUUUUAUAUUAUUUUUGUUGACUCGAGUGCGAUCAUCAGUGUUUGUAUUGAAGUCGCAUAUCAAUGGCAAUAUACUGUUUCGUGGCGCUCCAAGAAGCAUAAAAUGUUGGGUAAAAGAAGAAAACUCUCGUCUACAAUCAUAAAUGAAAACAAUAAGAAAACGAAUGCGGUUGCAAAAAAAGUUCGUGAAGGAGCUCUUUACCAGUAUACCGAAAUCAUUUGCCAGGAAAAUGAUCAUGCUCGAGGCACUCGUCUGUAG
Thelazia callipaeda (thelaziosis nematode) is the source of this 300-nucleotide messenger RNA. Lineage: Eukaryota; Metazoa; Nematoda; Chromadorea; Rhabditida; Thelaziidae. The record is from the annotation of a GenBank genome assembly.